Messenger RNA from Parnassius apollo (apollo), 1707 nucleotides. NCBI's taxonomy places the organism in Eukaryota, Metazoa, Arthropoda, Insecta, Lepidoptera, Papilionidae. The record is from the annotation of a GenBank genome assembly.
AUGGAAAAAUAUAAAAAUUAUAAAACAUCAGAAGGAGAUAAGCAGGCUGGAUCGGAAUCAGAUGCAAGCCUAUGUAGCGAUGUAUCAAGGACAGCUUCUAAGUCUGGAGGUCGCUCCCGUGGGGCGAAAAAGAGACGUAUUACAAAAUCAAUAUCGUCCAGCGACAAUGAAGCUUUUUUAAAAGAGACGAAUUCUGAGACAGGAAAAGAGGUGACACCAUUAAUGGAUAAUUCUGGAGAGUUCGUAGUGCCAGGGCCUGAGGAAGCUCUUAGUAUGGCUGAGAGGCAAGUGGAACAAAUGGCUGAAAACACCUGCCUGCGCAGUGAAAUAGAGGAGCUUCGUAAAGAGCUAUCUGAAAUCCGGCUUGAAAUGGCGAGGAUCAAUAAAACACCUGCUCCACCAACUCCUCAGGUGCGAGGAGACAAGGAAAGUGAGGAAUUGAUAAGUUCCAUUAUGCGCCAAGUUGGUGACAUGAUGAAUGCGCGAUUGGAGGCGCUUGAGGAGCGGCUUCUCCCAGAAAAGCGUGUCCGCCCUCCGCUGGCUGCUGAUGUGCGCAGAGAUGUAGUAAAUGAUGCAGACAUACUACGGCGGAAGUCUGAUACAAUUACGAAGGCUGACAAAUACGCCGUAAAAGCAAGAAUAGGCAACAAGAAAAUUCCGGCGCUGGAAAUACAAAGAGGAAACAGAAAGGGAAAGGGACACGAAGGGAGAACAACAGAAAUGGCAACCAACCAGCCAACAGAAUCACGCCCUCAACCUCCUGAGUCCACGGAAGAAGGAUGGACCACAGUAGUGAGAAGAGAAGGAGAUAAGCAGGCUGGAUCGGAAUCAGAUGCAAGCCUAUGUAGCGAUGUAUCAAGGACAGCUUCUAAGUCUGGAGGUCGCUCCCGUGGGGCGAAAAAGAGACGUAUUACAAAAUCAAUAUCGUCCAGCGACAAUGAAGCUUUUUUAAAAGAGACGAAUUCUGAGACAGGAAAAGAGGUGACACCAUUAAUGGAUAAUUCUGGAGAGUUCGUAGUGCCAGGGCCUGAGGAAGCUCUUAGUAUGGCUGAGAGGCAAGUGGAACAAAUGGCUGAAAACACCUGCCUGCGCAGUGAAAUAGAGGAGCUUCGUAAAGAGCUAUCUGAAAUCCGGCUUGAAAUGGCGAGGAUCAAUAAAACACCUGCUCCACCAACUCCUCAGGUGCGAGGAGACAAGGAAAGUGAGGAAUUGAUAAGUUCCAUUAUGCGCCAAGUUGGUGACAUGAUGAAUGCGCGAUUGGAGGCGCUUGAGGAGCGGCUUCUCCCAGAAAAGCGUGUCCGCCCUCCGCUGGCUGCUGAUGUGCGCAGAGAUGUAGUAAAUGAUGCAGACAUACUACGGCGGAAGUCUGAUACAAUUACGAAGGCUGACAAAUACGCCGUAAAAACAAGAAUAGGCAACAAGAAAAUUCCGGCGCUGGAAAUACAAAGAGGAAACAGAAAGGGAAAGGGACACGAAGGGAGAACAACAGAAAUGGCAACCAACCAGCCAACAGAAUCACGCCCUCAACCUCCUGAGUCCACGGAAGAAGGAUGGACCACAGUAGUGAGAAGAGCAAACAGGCCGGCUGACCACGUACUGGGGAGCAAGAGGUGCUCGCCUCCAAAACAAAGAAGAAAGGGCGUUAUAGUGGGUGAAAGGACCCCGCCUACGCAACCUCAAAUGGAGGAGGCGAUGGCAGUCCAGUAA